Messenger RNA from Cyanistes caeruleus (blue tit), 2366 nucleotides. The record is from RefSeq and is a predicted model, not a curated record. NCBI's taxonomy places the organism in Eukaryota, Metazoa, Chordata, Aves, Passeriformes, Paridae.
UGAGUGACAACAGGUGACAAGGCUGGCAGCUCACACUUGUGUCACAGAGAAGCUCCAUGAUAGUAGCACGAAGUCAUCUUAUCAGCUGCUGGAGAACCCUGUGCAGGGAAGACAUCGAAUCCCUCCUUCAUUAUUUUAAUAUUGAUCUGAGGCAGCAAUACCUGUGUGUUGUUGUGGGAUGUCCUAUGGUGGUGGAGAAACUGCUGCGUACCCAGUGUGUGACCACCAUGGGGAGGAUCAAGGCUCCACUCUCCAGCUGAGCACUCUGAGUGAAAACAGCAAAUCUGCAGCAUUGUUGGAAGUCAGGGAGAACCUCAGCACCAUGCAGUAUUCUCCUUUGGCACUGAAUCCAGACCCCCCUGUGGAUAAAGGAUCCAGGAUUCCCCAGAGCUCUGGGGAAGGCACAAAGCCUGCAGCCUGCUCAGACAGUGGAGCUGGCAGGGCCCGAACCACGAAGUGCUUCCAGAGCCAGUAUCUGACCAAAACCAGCACACAGGGACAGGUCUGCAACUUCCUAGAGAGGCCCAGUGGGUCGAAGUGUUUUAUCUAUCAUUUUGCUGUGUACCAAAAAAUGAGCAGUAUUGAAGGGAAGAAACUCAAGAGCUCUUUGUUCAUUGAAGUGGGAUGUUCCUCUUGCUGCUUACGGUUGGACGUUCACCUGGAUGAGAUGGUGGGAAUGGCUGAAGUUGCUAAUGAAGGCACACUGAUAUUAAAGAAAAUUGUCAUUAGGGUUCUGUAAAGUUCCAGGACUUGGCUGUUCUAAAAUAUAUAUAAAUGGGGGUAGUUAUUAAAUUUUAAUCUCUCUUCCUAAGAAAAUGAGGUUUCUGCAACCACAUUCUCUGAGCAUGUCUGUGUGAAAGGGCCUUACCAGUUGGUGAUUUCCAGCUAACAUGGACAGGGGAUGUGACAUGUCAGAGAUACUGUGCUUCUUCUCAUUUGGUUAAAAAAGACAUUUGUUGAGAGAAAUUAAUAUCCCCAAGAUGAAAAAAUUUCACUUGGAGGUCCUUUAGAUUGUUUAGCACCAAGGAGUCUUUUCAGGAGAGAGAUGUUAGGAAAGCUUCUAAGGAAGAACUUGGACCUGGGAGUACUUUGUGUUAGGCACAGUCACCUAACCACAGGGCACAAAGCCACAGCAUGAGUAAGUUUUAUUUUCAUUUGUUGAAUUUUUGAUAAUUUUUUCCAUUAUUUCUGUAAGAAAUUCAAUACAUCUUAUUCUAGAAGCUCAAUUUUGUAAUAAUCUGAGCAAUUAAUAUACAUUAACAUCUGUCUCCACAGGCUAAUAUUGUUUCAAUUUGAAAACAAAUACUGUAGCCUGACAUUGCUAUAGUGCUAUUGAGGGAAUCUGGUUAUGAUUUUUUGGAAAAAACUCCUCUGUUCUUACAGAAACCAGCAAAAUAAAAAGAUAUUCCCUAGUGUUAAUGUUACAAUUGCUCAUUGACUUGUGGACUCCACAUGGUAGUAAAUUCAAGAAGAAAAGUGUUUCAUGCAUCUCUCUGAUGAUCAAGUUGGCAUUAACUUAGUGGAUGUAUUCGCACAGCGUCAUUAUAUGCAUUUGUUCUUUCCUUUUUCUGUUACUGAGCCCAAGAAACAUUAUUUAAUGAGGGAACUCAUAGUACUCACAUUAAAUAAUGUUUCUUUGCAUUUUGAAUGGUGGUUGGAAUUUUCUGUUCCCUUGGAGGCAUGUCCUAAAUCACAUGCCAAAACCUACUGACUUUUGUGUUACAGUCAAGGUUGGUGAUAAAAGUAUCAGAAUCCUCAACAUUGAAGUCAUGAUGAUGGACAGUUUUUUUCACUGUUUAAAGAACUGAUUAUGUCUCUUCUAGAAAUUCUUAGCUAUAGAAUCAGAAUGGAAGAUUGCAAGAUAUACCGAGAUAAAAACAAGAGAAACACAGAAGCACAGAUGUGAGUUGAAGAUACAGGCACUCAAUGGAAUGAAAGAGCUUAAAUCCCAGGAAAGGCAGGGCAUUGAAUAAAAGGUUUCAGUAAGAUCAGUGCUGCAGGGGAUUUUAAGGGAUACAUGAAUGAAAAUUGUCAGUUCUGAAGUACUGACAGAUAAACUCCUAGAAAAAGCAAAAUUCAGAUCUUAGUGCUCUUUAAAGAAUAGCAAUUAAGUUGGGCUGUCAAAUGUUUGGAAAUGUGAAGUGCUCCUUACUAACGGGAGCUGUGAAUGUUUUAUAAAUAACAUACAACAGCUUGAGUCACUAGAUCCAAAAAGUUGGUUUCAAGUGGGAGAUUUUUUUGUAGGCUGUGUGGCUCAUGCUGUGGUUUGAACAGCAUUGGUUUUAGCUGUUGAUCCAGUUCUGUUUGUGAUGAAUUCUGUAUAUGAAAGUGAGUCUAUUUGUAACUGAAAUUUUAAAUUAAAAUAC